Messenger RNA from Alosa sapidissima (American shad), 3165 nucleotides. RefSeq lists its product as uncharacterized. The transcript has 16 exons. The coding region runs from base 4 to 3165 and encodes 1053 amino acids. NCBI's taxonomy places the organism in Eukaryota, Metazoa, Chordata, Actinopteri, Clupeiformes, Clupeidae. The record is from RefSeq and is a predicted model, not a curated record.
UUCAUGGAGAUGUCGUGGAGAAUAGUCUGGCCAUUCCUGGCGGUGUCUGCUGUCUUGUCUCUUCAGAUGGCUGGCAACAUACUGGAUAUCCCCAACUUAUCAUUUGUCCUAUCCAUUGCUAGAACUAUAGGCAACUGCAGUUUUACACUCAGACUCACCUUGCAGUUUGACAUGUUGGAACAGGAGACUAGAUGGAACAUGAAUCUAACCUUCAUGGAGAUGUCGUGGAGAAUAGUCUGGCCAUUCCUGGCGGUGUCUGCUGUCUUGUCUCUUCAGAUGGCUGGCAACAUACUGGAUAUCCCCAACUUAUCAUUUGUCCUAUCCACUGCUAGAACUAUAGGCAACUGCAGUUUUACACUCAGACUCACCUUGCAGUUUGACAUGUUGGAACAGGAGACUAGAUGGAACAUGAAUCUAACCUUCAUGGAGAUGUCGUGGAGAAUAGUCUGGCCAUUCCUGGCGGUGUCUGCUGUCUUGUCUCUUCAGAUGGCUGGCAACAUACUGGAUAUCCCCAACUUAUCAUUUGUCCUAUCCAUUGCUAGAACUAUAGGCAACUGCAGUUUUACACUCAGACUCACCUUGCAGUUUGACAUGUUGGAACAGGAGACUAGAUGGAACAUGAAUCUAACCUUCAUGGAGAUGUCGUGGAGAAUAGUCUGGCCAUUCCUGGCGGUGUCUGCUGUCUUGUCUCUUCAGAUGGCUGGCAACAUACUGGAUAUCCCCAACUUAUCAUUUGUCCUAUCCAUUGCUAGAACUAUAGGCAACUGCAGUUUUACACUCAGACUCACCUUGCAGUUUGACAUGUUGGAACAGGAGACUAGAUGGAACAUGAAUCUAACCUUCAUGGAGAUGUCGUGGAGAAUAGUCUGGCCAUUCCUGGCGGUGUCUGCUGUCUUGUCUCUUCAGAUGGCUGGCAACAUACUGGAUAUCCCCAACUUAUCAUUUGUCCUAUCCAUUGCUAGAACUAUAGGCAACUGCAGUUUUACACUCAGACUCACCUUGCAGUUUGACAUGUUGGAACAGGAGACUAGAUGGAACAUGAAUCUAACCUUCAUGGAGAUGUCGUGGAGAAUAGUCUGGCCAUUCCUGGCGGUGUCUGCUGUCUUGUCUCUUCAGAUGGCUGGCAACAUACUGGAUAUCCCCAACUUAUCAUUUGUCCUAUCCACUGCUAGAACUAUAGGCAACUGCAGUUUUACACUCAGACUCACCUUGCAGUUUGACAUGUUGGAACAGGAGACUAGAUGGAACAUGAAUCUAACCUUCAUGGAGAUGUCGUGGAGAAUAGUCUGGCCAUUCCUGGCGGUGUCUGCUGUCUUGUCUCUUCAGAUGGCUGGCAACAUACUGGAUAUCCCCAACUUAUCAUUUGUCCUAUCCACUGCUAGAACUAUAGGCAACUGCAGUUUUACACUCAGACUCACCUUGCAGUUUGACAUGUUGGAACAGGAGACUAGAUGGAACAUGAAUCUAACCUUCAUGGAGAUGUCGUGGAGAAUAGUCUGGCCAUUCCUGGCGGUGUCUGCUGUCUUGUCUCUUCAGAUGGCUGGCAACAUACUGGAUAUCCCCAACUUAUCAUUUGUCCUAUCCAUUGCUAGAACUAUAGGCAACUGCAGUUUUACACUCAGACUCACCUUGCAGUUUGACAUGUUGGAACAGGAGACUAGAUGGAACAUGAAUCUAACCUUCAUGGAGAUGUCGUGGAGAAUAGUCUGGCCAUUCCUGGCGGUGUCUGCUGUCUUGUCUCUUCAGAUGGCUGGCAACAUACUGGAUAUCCCCAACUUAUCAUUUGUCCUAUCCAUUGCUAGAACUAUAGGCAACUGCAGUUUUACACUCAGACUCACCUUGCAGUUUGACAUGUUGGAACAGGAGACUAGAUGGAACAUGAAUCUAACCUUCAUGGAGAUGUCGUGGAGAAUAGUCUGGCCAUUCCUGGCGGUGUCUGCUGUCUUGUCUCUUCAGAUGGCUGGCAACAUACUGGAUAUCCCCAACUUAUCAUUUGUCCUAUCCAUUGCUAGAACUAUAGGCAACUGCAGUUUUACACUCAGACUCACCUUGCAGUUUGACAUGUUGGAACAGGAGACUAGAUGGAACAUGAAUCUAACCUUCAUGGAGAUGUCGUGGAGAAUAGUCUGGCCAUUCCUGGCGGUGUCUGCUGUCUUGUCUCUUCAGAUGGCUGGCAACAUACUGGAUAUCCCCAACUUAUCAUUUGUCCUAUCCACUGCUAGAACUAUAGGCAACUGCAGUUUUACACUCAGACUCACCUUGCAGUUUGACAUGUUGGAACAGGAGACUAGAUGGAACAUGAAUCUAACCUUCAUGGAGAUGUCGUGGAGAAUAGUCUGGCCAUUCCUGGCGGUGUCUGCUGUCUUGUCUCUUCAGAUGGCUGGCAACAUACUGGAUAUCCCCAACUUAUCAUUUGUCCUAUCCAUUGCUAGAACUAUAGGCAACUGCAGUUUUACACUCAGACUCACCUUGCAGUUUGACAUGUUGGAACAGGAGACUAGAUGGAACAUGAAUCUAACCUUCAUGGAGAUGUCGUGGAGAAUAGUCUGGCCAUUCCUGGCGGUGUCUGCUGUCUUGUCUCUUCAGAUGGCUGGCAACAUACUGGAUAUCCCCAACUUAUCAUUUGUCCUAUCCAUUGCUAGAACUAUAGGCAACUGCAGUUUUACACUCAGACUCACCUUGCAGUUUGACAUGUUGGAACAGGAGACUAGAUGGAACAUGAAUCUAACCUUCAUGGAGAUGUCGUGGAGAAUAGUCUGGCCAUUCCUGGCGGUGUCUGCUGUCUUGUCUCUUCAGAUGGCUGGCAACAUACUGGAUAUCCCCAACUUAUCAUUUGUCCUAUCCAUUGCUAGAACUAUAGGCAACUGCAGUUUUACACUCAGACUCACCUUGCAGUUUGACAUGUUGGAACAGGAGACUAGAUGGAACAUGAAUCUAACCUUCAUGGAGAUGUCGUGGAGAAUAGUCUGGCCAUUCCUGGCGGUGUCUGCUGUCUUGUCUCUUCAGAUGGCUGGCAACAUACUGGAUAUCCCCAACUUAUCAUUUGUCCUAUCCAUUGCUAGAACUAUAGGCAACUGCAGUUUUACACUCAGACUCACCUUGCAGUUUGACAUGUUGGAACAGGAGACUAGAUGGAACAUGAAUCUAAGUAACCUUUACCUCUGA